Messenger RNA from Brassica napus (rape), 5270 nucleotides. RefSeq lists its product as uncharacterized. The record is from RefSeq and is a predicted model, not a curated record. Bases 939 to 5195 code for a protein of 1418 amino acids. Gene Ontology annotation, molecular function: DNA helicase activity. The transcript has 6 exons. Gene Ontology annotation, biological process: telomere maintenance; DNA repair. Lineage: Eukaryota; Viridiplantae; Streptophyta; Magnoliopsida; Brassicales; Brassicaceae.
GAUCUAACAACAAUAAAGCAACUCUUAAGAGAAAGAGAUCUACAAGCAUAGAUGUCACUGAACAUACACCAUCUUCUUAUUCCAGUAAGAAAAAAUGUUCCAAACCAGGUGUUCUAGCUGAUAUUACCAACACCUUGCCUUCAAUGCUUGGCACACCUUCUACAAGUGGUUCAUGUAUCUCCAAGAUAUCUACUAAGGGUAUAUACUGUAAAUCCGAAAUUUUGAUUUUGAUUUGAUUUCUCAGAGUUUGUUCUUUUUUUCUAACGUCUGUUGGCUCAAUCACAUAAAGGGAAAGGUAAGGUUGUUGCUGAAGAUAACAAGUUAAAGAGUAAUACUAGAACCAAGAGGUGUAGAAAAACAUUGGAACAACAAUUUGACGGUUGUGUAGUUGAUUAUUCGUCAUGUGAGGAUGAUGAGGACCAAGCAUUCCAAUAUGACUAUGAAGGUAUAAACGUUUUAAUGGUACCCCUAAGUUCCACUGAUUAUAUAUUUCUAAAUAUGUGGAUAUAAACCAAUUAUAUUAAAACAACUUUUUUUUGUCUACAGAAGAAUCUGAAUUAUACAAAGAACAAGUUUAUGAUUGCAGUAGCGAAGAAAGUGACACAAGUAACAAUGAAACCAUAAACUGCAACCCUAUAUCUAAAGAUUCAGAUGCCAAUCAAAGAUCACCCGAUGUCUUAUCAAAAGAAGGGAAACAGGAAAUUAAUACACAGCGUACUUCUUCCUGUGCCAAGAUGGUGAAGAGAACUUCGUCGUCUGCUCAGAUGAUGAAACCUACUUCUUCUAGAAAAUCUCGUGGUAAUCAGUUCUUUUUAUCAAGAUAGUCAAAUUAUUCAUUUACCAUUUUGUUACAUUCAGCUCGUGAUUUUAUUCUUUUAAAUACAGGUUACAUUGAUGACGGUGAUCCAACUUACAAAUGUGAACAUUGUGGGGCUAUAAUGUGGUAUGGUGAAAGGAUCAACAACAAAAAACAUACACGCAAACCUAAAUUUGCUCUUUGUUGUGGUCAAGGACAAGUUCAGCUUCCGUUGUUAAAAGAUUCACCAGCUAUAUUGAAACAAUUACUCCAUGGCAGUGAUGAACAGAGUAGAUAUUUUCGUGACAAUAUCCGAGCUAUAAAUAUGGUUUUCUCAUUUACAUCGCUUGGGGGAAAAUUCGAUCACUCAGCUCCAAAAGGCUCUGGCCCAAAAAUGAUUGUACUUCAAGGAGAAAACUAUCAUUUAAUGGGUAGUUUGAAGCCUCCAGCAGGAGACCCUGCUAAGUUUGGGCAACUAUAUAUUGUAGACACAGAAAAUGAAGUUGCCAACCGUGCUUCUAUAAUUGGAAGGUACAAAAAAUCCGCAGAAAAAGCUAAAAAGGAGUCUAUUCGGAAUCAAGUUAUCCAGUCUUUAAUGACAAUGCUUAACGAGGUCAAUCCAUAUGUCCAUCAGUUUAGAUCAGCAAAAGAUAGAUUUGAGACUAAUCCCCUGGAAACAUUCCAUAUGCGCAUUAUUAGCAGUCGUGCAAAAGAUGGAAGGACAUAUGACACUCCUACAGCAUCUGAGGUUGCUGCAUUAAUUCCAGGAGAUUUCAAUUUGGACAUGGAUAAAAGAGAUAUUGUUUUGCAAGAGAAACAAACUGGCUGGCUAAAGCGGAUAAGUGAGAUUCACCCUUCUUACUUGGCACUUCAAUAUCCUCUGAUAUUUACUUAUGGUGAAGAUGGGUUCAGACUUGGGAUUAAAAAGAAAGAGACAGAGGCUACAGCUAAACUAAAGAGGCAGACUAUUAGUAUGAGGCAGUGGUAUGCAUUCCGUCUACAGGAAAGAGAGAAUGAGUGUCAUACACUACUGCAUUCAAAGCGAUUGUUUCAGCAAUUUUUGGUCGAUUCUUAUACUUCCAUAGAGUCUAACAGGCUGUGUUAUCUACGGAUGAACCAAAAAAGCCUUAGAUCGGAUAGCUAUGACUCUAUACAACAGUCAGGAAACGCAGGAAAAGAAGAUAUGCAUGACCAAGGAAGUCGAUUUUUGCUACCAGCCUCAUUCACAGGAGGACCAAGAUACAUGAAGAACAACUAUCUUGAUGCAAUGGCUAUAUGCAAAUAUUUUGGGUUUCCUGAUUUGUUUAUAACAUUCACCUGCAAUCCGAAAUGGCCAGAAAUCACCAGAUAUCUACAACAGCGCCGCCUCACUGCUGAUGAUAGACCCGAUAUUAUUGGAAGGAUUUUCAAAAUCAAGCUUGAUUCUCUCAUGAUUGAUUUAACAGACAAAGAGCUUCUAGGGAAGACCGUCUCUUCAAUGUACACUGUGGAGUGGCAGAAACGUGGCCUACCUCAUGCUCAUAUUCUCUUAUUCAUGCAUCCUAAUUCCAAAUUUCCAACCACUGAUGACAUUGACAAGGUUAUCUCUGCUGAAAUUCCAGAUAAAGACAAAGAGCCAGAGCUUUAUGAUAUUAUCAAAGAUAUGAUGAUUCAUGGUCCUUGUGGAGCUGUAAACAUGAAAUCACCAUGCAUGGAAAAUGGUUUGUGUUCUAAAUUGUAUCCCAAGGCUUAUGCAGAUGUAACUACAGUCAACAAAGAAGGGUUUCCUGUUUAUAGAAGACGAGAACAGACAAAUAGAUUUGUUGAGAAAAACGGCUUCAAGUGUGACAACAGAUAUGUGAUACCAUACAACAAGGAAUUGUCUCUUCGUUUUCGAGCUCACAUCAAUGUGGAAUGGUGCAAUCAAUCAGGUUCUAUAAAAUACUUAUUCAAGUAUAUUAACAAAGGCCAGGAUCGUGCCACUAUUGUUGUUGAGCCCCCUGAUAAAGAAGCACCAGACCAGAACACUUCAACAAAUGGAGAGUUGAAUGAAAAGAAAAAAAAUGAAAUCAAGGACUUCUUCAACUGCAGGUAUUUUUUCUACACAACAUUUUUCAGAUAUGUCUCAGCCUGUGAAGGUGGUUGGAGGAUUUUUACGUUUCCUAUUCACUAUAGAUCAACACCCGUUGAGAGAUUACAGUUUCAUCUACCAGGAAAACAAAUCAUUAUCUUCAAAGAUGAUGACACGUAUGAAAAAGUUACCAGCAGGAAGCUUAUUGAAAACACUAUGUUUUUGGGCUGGUUUGAAUUGAACAAGGUCAGUGCAGUAGCUCGGACUCUGACUUUAGCUGAAAUUCCAACAAGGUUUUGUUGGAAUAAGAAAGAAAAAAAGUUUCAUGAUAGGAAGAAAGGAUUCAGUAUUGGGAGAAUCAACUAUGCCCCACGUGACAUUGAAGAAGCGUUCUACAUGCGUGUAUUGCUUAACAUUGUGAGAGGUCCAACGUGUUAUGACGACAUUAAAACGUUUCAAGAGGUUCUUCAUCCUUCAUACAAGGAGACAUGUUUUGCAAGGGGACUGUUAGAAGAUGAUCAGGAAUAUAUAGACGAUCUCGUGAGAGCAAGUUUCACUGGUUCUGCAUGUUAUAUGCGUCAAGCUUUUGUUAUCAUGCUCAUGUCUAAUACUUUGUCAAAACCAGAAGUCGUUUGGGAACAUACUUGGGAGUUCCUUUCUGAAGACAUUGAGCAUACGAGAAGAAAGCUAUUACAUAGACCAGAUCUUUGCUUGAGUGAUGCGGAAAAAAAACAAUAUGCGCUUACAGAGAUUGAGAAGCUUCUAAAGAGUAAUGGAACAUCUUUGGAGAAGUUCAAAAAGAUGCCUAAACCACUACCAGAUAUAGUUAAUAAUAACGUUUUGAUCAUGGACGAGCUCAGUUACGACCGGCAGGAAUUAGAAGCUGAUCUUCAGCGUGACACUCCAAAACUUACGGAUGAGCAAAAGAAGAUUUUUGAUGAAAUUACUGAUGCUGUUAUUACGAAAAAAGGAGGCGUCUUUUUUGUCUAUGGAUUUGGUGGUACAGGCAAAACUUUCUUAUGGAGAUUGCUUUCUGCAGCAGUACGUGUCAGGGGCGAAGUAUGUCUGAAUGUUGCCUCAAGUGGUAUAGCUUCCCUAUUGCUACAGGGAGGAAGGACUGCACAUUCUCGAUUUGGAAUUCCUAUAAAUCCAGAUGAAUUCUCCACUUGCUCACUUACAAAAGGAACUGAUAAAGCAGAGCUGGUAAAAGCAGCGUCCCUUAUAAUUUGGGAUGAAGCUCCAAUGAUGAGUAAACACUGUUUUGAAUCAUUGGAUAGGAGUAUGUUAGACAUUGUUGGAGACAAUGAUAAGAGACCUUUUGGUGGCAAAGUUGUCGUAUUUGGUGGAGACUUUAGACAAGUAUUGCCUGUCAUUCAUGGAGCUGGAAGGGCUGAGAUCGUUAUGGCUGCUCUUAAUUCAUCUUAUCUUUGGAAGCAUGUAAAAGUUUUGCAAUUAACCAAGAAUAUGCGGCUACUGUCAAAUAAUCUAUCUACUGAAGAGGCAAAAGAAUUGCAAGGGUUUUCACAAUGGAUAUUAGACAUUGGAGAUGGAAAGAUUGGUGAUGGAAAUGAUGGGGAAGCUCUUAUCGACAUUCCAGAAGAGUUCUUAAUUCUUGAUGCUGAUGAUCCAGUGGAAGCUAUAAGCGCAGCAGUAUAUGGAGAUGCUACUUCUUUACACCAGAAGGACCCAAAGUUUUUUCAAGAGAGAGCUAUACUGUGUCCUACUAACGAGGAUGUGAACAUUAUUAAUCAACAUAUGCUGGAUAAGCUUGAUGGAGAGGAAAGAAUAUACUUAAGGUCUGAUUCUAUCGACGCUUCUGAUAAGUUUUCUGUUAAUGACCAAGCUCUCACUCCAGAUUUCUUAAACAGAAUUAAAGCAUCAGGAUUGCCAAAUCAUAUUCUGCGACUGAAAGUUGGUUGUCCAGUGAUGUUGCUAAGAAACAUAGAUCCUACUGGGGGAUUGAUGAAUGGAACGCGUCUUCAGAUUACAGAAAUGUAUGACUUCAUGAUAAAGGCCAAAGUUAUUACAGGGGAAAAGGUUGGCCGAACUGUGUUAAUUCCUAGGCUUUCAAUAACUCCUUCAGAUAAAAAGAUGCCAUUCAAGAUGAGGAGGAGACAACUGCCUAUUGGUGUGGCAUUUGCUAUUACCAUCAACAAAAGUCAAGGCCAAACUUUGUCUGAAGUUGGUAUUUAUCUACCAAGGCCUGUUUUCUCUCAUGGACAACUAUAUGUGGCUGUUUCCAGAGUCACUUCUAAGAAAGGCUUGAAGAUAUUGAUUGUUGACAGCGAAGGCAAACCUCAACGUCAAACAAAAAAUGUGGUCUUUAGAGAGAUUUUUGACAAUCUAUGAUUUCAGACUAUUUGUUUUGUCUUUUAUAACUUUGUUGGAACGUGGAUUUAUAUACAGUUUAUGGUUCUAUGUUUA